CUCAAAUCAUUAUCCCCAUUAAAAUAAAAUAGAAAAGCUCAAAACCAGACAAUAUAUGUCAAAUUCAUCAAUAAUGGAGCUGAGUCAUAUUUCCUACGUUCAUUGAGUUAAAUUAAAGGAAUUCGACCCAAUUUCCCAAAUUAAUUUUCCCUCUAAAAGCAAUCCAAUAAGUUCACUGCGUAAUCAAAUCAACAAACCACAACAAAAUCCGACUCUCUUCAAACUCGUCUAACUUGACUCAAUUUACGGGUCCGAUCUUUCUUGUUUCGACGACGAUUCUUGAUUCAAUUUAGUUGUUCCUCGCUCGGAAAAUAGACCCAUUAUUUAUUUUUAUUUUGAUUUUUACCCAGGUUGAUGAAUUAUAUUCAUCCAUUCCCUUUAAAUCGGAUUUAUCCAACAUAUUUUGAUUCGAAUUUCUGGUCACAUCAUUUAUGGGGUUUGCUGAGUUCUUGUUCUUCAAAUGAAAAUUAGGGAGUAUGAUUUUUGGUGUGUUGUCAGGUACUUUGGUAUUUGUCCAUAUUUUUCUCUUACAAUUUCGAUAUAAAUUCUUUGUAAAAUUGGCAUAGGUAAUUAGUAUUAGGUACUAGGUAGCGUUAUGUUAAUGGAGAGAGCUGAAAUUUCAGAUUUUUUUUAUUAUUGUUUUUUUCCUGUUUGAAUUAAAUUGCACUAAUCACAUUUAAUUGAUUUUUUUUUUAAUUUAUAAUAUUGCUCUUUAGGUUAACGAUGGGUUGGACUAUAGUUAACUCACAUGAAUUUUUGUUUGAGGUCCCAAAGGGUGAAAAAAAAAAUUGUAAGUCCUAAAAGGAGAAAAAAGUGAAAGGUUAGAUCCCCAGUAUUUAGCUUAACUCGUUGAAAGUUGAUUGCAAUAUAACUCAUUUGAGUCAAAAUAUGACCUACAACCUGAUCCGAAAUAAAAGUAACAGAAAAUAAUCCGAAUCGUAUGAAUCCGAUCCAAACAUCCUUUUCUCAUAUCUAUUCACAUUUGUAUAUUUUUUUUGUUUGUCCAGCGCCGUUACCGGCUAAUCGGCCAAACACCGCCAAUUAAUUUAUUUUUUUCCGUAUAAUUAAGCGAAAGCUGGAACCGCCACAAUUGUCUUCAUUUUUUGAAAAUUUCCCUCCCAUCAAAAUUCUCUUAUCUGUGUUUCCUUCCAAAGCAAGCCCUCGUCUUUCCCCUCUCUCAAUUACCGCCAUUUUUUAGGGUUUCGUGAAACUUUCAAAUCCAAGAAGAUGACAGUCGAAAUGCCAAGAGGAUUGCCAUUUUCAGUUGAUACAUGGAGCCCCACUUCCAAAUUGAAACGACACCAUUUUCUCACUCAUGCUCAUAAAGAUCAUUGUUCUGGCAUCACCUCUCACUCUUCUUUCCCAAUUUACUCUACCAAUCUCACCAAAUCCCUAAUUCUUCGUUACUUUCCUCAGAUAGAUGAGUUGUUUUUUGUGGGAAUUGAGGUGGGACAAUCCCUAAUUGUUGAUGACCCAGAUGGGUCUUUUACUGUUACUGCUUUUGAUGCCAAUCACUGCCCUGGGGCUGUGAUGUUUUUGUUUGAAGGCAAUUUUGGCAAUAUUCUUCAUACUGGGGACUGCAGACUCACUCCUGAAUGUCUGCAGAACUUGCCAGAGAAGUAUAUCGCCAGAAAAGGGAAGGAGCACAGUUGUCAGCUUGAUUUUGUUUUUUUAGACUGUACAUUUGGUAAAAGUCUUAUGAACAUCCCUAGCAAGCAAUCUGCCCUUCAGCAGGUUAUCAAUUGCAUAUGGAAACAUCCUGAUGUCCCGACAGUAUACCUCACCUGCAACUUUCUUGGCCAGGAAGAGGUGCUUGUUAAAGUUGUUCAAACGUUUGGGUCCAAGAUAUAUGUCGAUAAAGCCAAGGACUCAGACUUUUACCAAGCUUUGGAACUUAUAGCUCCACAAAUCCUUUCUGUUGAUCCUGCUUCUCGUUUCCAUUUGUUUGAAGGUUUUCCAAACCUGUAUGAGAAGGCAAAAAAUAAAAUAUUGGAGGCCCGUAAGAAUAUGCAGCCAGAGCCUCUCAUAAUACGACCCUCAGCACAAUGGUAUGCAAUGGAAGAAACUGAGCUUACAGUUAGGGAAAGGAAAAUUCUAGAAAGAUCAAACAUUCCAGUGAAGGACCAGUUUGGUGUGUGGCAUGUUUGCUACUCAAUGCAUUCUUCCAGACAAGAAUUAGAGUGGGCUUUGAAACUUCUUUCGCCUAAAUGGGUUGUUUCAACAACUCUUGAGUGCCGAGCUAUGGAGUUGGAGUAUGUUAAGAAACACUGCUUUAUCCCUCGAGUAUCUGAUGAUCGUUUCUGGAAGGUUCUGGACAUUAGCAUGGAAACUUCUCUGAAGGCGUCAGAGGUCUUGGUAGAAAGUAGUGGAUCCUCUUCUGCUAUGUUGAUAACCAAUGCAGUUGCUGAGGAACUUGAGCUGCAACUACCAAAGGCAUUGACAAACCAGGAAAAUCUCCUAAAUUUGCUUCCUCCAAGCAAGAAGCCAUCAAUAACCUUAUUUGGACGAGCAAGACUUGGUUACCAUUCUUGCAUUUUGGCUGAAGAAAUGAAAACCGUGUCUGAAGAAGAGAGGAAGUACACCCCCAUCUUAGGUAGUGGAUUUAAGAGUUCUCCCUCACCCCUUCCUCUCCCUGAAAAAGCCCCAGAGUGUCCCCCACUAAUUAUGCCCUUCAGAGAAACAUGUAUCAGUAUCACUACUCGUGUAGAAGAUGGUAGUAAACAUGAAGAGGUGGAACAGAAGCUGCUAUGUUCUGAUGACAGGGAACAUAUAGUUGAGAAGCCUAAUGAAAACAACACAGAGGUGGUAGAUGCUGAUACUGAAUCAGAUAUGUUAAGGAGGGAUGCAACCGUUUAUAAAUCUGUUUCAUGUUCUUAUAUCAGAUCAUCAACAGGGUUGAGUGAAAAUUUCAGGAAGCUCUAUAGGUCUAUGAAUGUACCUGUUCCUAGACCUCUUCCUUCCUUGGUUGAACUUAUGAACUCUUGCAAACGUCCCAAAAGACAAUUCUAGAUUUAGCUACUAUCAUCACAAUCGCAACAAAGGAUUUAUGCUUCAUAUGAAUCAGAUGACUUUGUUAUAGUUAAGCUUCUGUUUAACUACUUGAGGUAUUUGCAAAGAACAGGAAGGGAUGAAAAUUUCAGAAAUGUUGCAGGGCACCACCUACGUAUUAACACGUCAUCUCACCAAGGUUGCUUGGUCUAGUGAAUAUAUUCCUACAUUGUGAGUUUGGAGGUCACAAGCUUAAAUCUUGCCUCAAGGUACUUGGUGUAGGGAUUUACCCUCCCCCCCCCCCUCCAAUUCUCGAGGGCCUGAUUUGCAAAUCUGGGUGAGCUGAUUCGUCAGGGUUCUUGUGUUCUUGUCCAGUAGGAUCCAUCUCAUCAAAAAAAUUAAAAAGUCAACAUAUCUCCAAUGCAUUGGUAGAAUCAGGGUAACGUACAAAUUUCUUCAGAAUUUGGAAAGGAUAGGAGGUUUACAGAUAGGAACUGUUUCCUUUCUGAAUUACAAUGUGUACCGGAUGUUGUAUCUAUUAUUCAUUUAUUUGUACUGAUAAAAGUUGGAGAGCCGA
Molecule: messenger RNA, 3565 nt
Organism: Spinacia oleracea (spinach)
Lineage: Eukaryota; Viridiplantae; Streptophyta; Magnoliopsida; Caryophyllales; Amaranthaceae
Exons: 4
Coding region: 1228-3009 (593 amino acids)
Biological process (GO): interstrand cross-link repair; double-strand break repair via nonhomologous end joining
Molecular function (GO): 5'-3' DNA exonuclease activity; damaged DNA binding
Source: RefSeq, a predicted model, not a curated record